UCAGAGGGUCUGGCGGAAGCUCCGGAGAGAGUGGGCAUUUCAUCUUCCUUGGAGGAAGAUCUGUCUGCACUGCAAGUGCCCUCAGGAGGAGCACAUGGUGACGGUGAUGCCCCUGGAGAUGGAGAAGACCGUCAGCAAACUCAUGUUUGACUUCCAGAGGAACUCGACCUCGGACGACGACUCGGGCUGCGCCUUGGAGGAGUACGCCUGGGUCCCGCCUGGGCUGAAGCCUGAACAGGUUCACCAGUACUACAGCUGUCUCCCCGAAGAGAAGGUUCCUUAUGUCAACAGUCCUGGGGAGAAGCUGCGAAUCAAGCAGCUAUUGCACCAGCUGCCGCCGCAUGACAAUGAGGUCCGAUACUGCAACUCCCUGGAUGAGGAGGAGAAGCGGGAGCUGAAGCUCUUCAGCAACCAGAGGAAACGCGAGAACUUGGGCCGAGGGAAUGUCAGGCCCUUCCCCGUCACCAUGACGGGAGCCAUUUGUGAGCAGUGCGGAGGCCAGAUUAACGGCGGGGACAUCGCCGUGUUCGCGUCGCGCGCCGGCCACGGGGUUUGCUGGCACCCACCCUGCUUCAUCUGCACCGUCUGCAGCGAGCUCCUGGUGGACUUGAUCUACUUCUACCAGGACGGGAAGAUCUACUGCGGCAGGCACCAUGCCGAGUGCCUGAAGCCGCGCUGCGCAGCCUGUGACGAGAUCAUCUUCGCCGACGAGUGCACCGAAGCCGAGGGGCGGCACUGGCACAUGAAACACUUUUGCUGCUUCGAGUGCGAGACAGUGCUGGGCGGCCAGCGCUACAUCAUGAAGGAGGGAAGGCCCUACUGUUGCCACUGCUUCGAGUCCUUGUAUGCAGAAUAUUGCGACACCUGUGCCCAACACAUAGGGAUCGACCAGGGCCAGAUGACCUACGACGGCCAGCACUGGCACGCCACCGAGACCUGCUUCUGCUGCGCUCACUGCAAGAAGUCCCUCCUCGGGCGGCCCUUCCUCCCCAAGCAGGGCCAGAUAUUCUGCUCACGGGCCUGCAGCGCCGGGGAGGACCCCAAUGGCUCGGACUCGUCCGAUUCAGCCUUCCAGAAUGCCAGGGCCAAGGAGUCCCGGCGCAGCGCCAAAAUCGGCAAGAACAAGGGCAAGACGGAGGAGCCCGUGCUGAGCCCGCACGGCCAGCUGCAGGUGAGCUCCAACCGGCUGUCCGCCGACGUGGACCCCCUGUCGCUGCAGAUGGACCUGCUCAGCCUGGCCAGCCAGACGCCCAGCCUCAACCGGGACCCCAUCUGGAGGAGCCGGGACGAGCCCUUCCAUUACGGGAACAAGCUGGAGCAGAGCCAGCCGCAGAGCCCCCUGCAGCUGCUCAGCCAGUGCAACAUCAGAACUUCCUACAGCCCCGCGGCGCAGGGGGCGGGCGCCGCGCCCGACAUGUGGGCCCCGCACUUCAGCAACCCCAAGAGGAGCUCGUCCCUGGCCCUGAAGGGGCACGGCGGCAGCUUCAUCCAGGAGUGCCGAGAGGACUACUACCCGGGGCGGCUGCGGUCCCAGGAGAGCUACAGCGACAUGUCCAGUCAGAGCUUCGGGGAGGCCCGAGGCAGCAUCCAGGUCCCCAAAUACGAGGAGGAGGAGGAGGAAGGGGGCAUGUCCGCUCAGCAGUGCCGGACCCGCCGUCCACUCAGUUCCCUGAAAUACACCGAGGACAUGACGCCCACGGAGCAGACCCCUCGGGGCUCCAUGGAAUCUCUGGCCCUGUCUAACGCCACAGGCCUCUCCGCGGACGGCGGCGCCAAGCGCCAGGAGCACCUGUCGCGGUUCUCCAUGCCCGACCUCAGCAAGGACUCGGGCAUGAACGUGUCGGAGAAGCUGAGCACCAUGGGCACGCUCAACUCGUCCGUGCAGUUCCGCAGCGCCGAGUCGGUGCGCAGCCUGCUGUCGGCCCAGCAGUACCAGGACAUGGAGGGCGGCCUGCACCAGCUCGGCACCCCGCUCGGCUACCGGGACCGGCAAGCCCGCGGCCGGAUGCACCAGAGCUUCGACUUCGACCCCGGCGUGGCGGGCGGCCAGCUGCCGGGGCCGGAGGGCGCGAGGAUCCAGCCCAUGAGCGAACGCACGCGGAGGCGGAGCGCGUCCCGCGACGAUCCCCGCCACUUCCGACCCCACCGGUCGCGGAGGUCGCGCCGCUCGCGCUCCGACAACGCCCUGCACCUGGCCAGCGAGCGCGAGGCCGCCUCCCGCCUGAAGGAGAGGCCGCCGCUCCGGGCCCGGGAGGACUACGACCAGUUCCUGCGCCAGCGCAGCUUCCAGGAGAGCCUGGGCCAGGGCUCCCGCAGGGACCUGUACGGCCAGUGCCCCCGGACUGUGUCGGACCUGGCCCUGCAGAACGCCUUUGGGGAGCGGUGGGGACCCUACUUCGCCGAGUACGACUGGUGCUCCACCUGCUCCUCCUCCUCCGAGUCUGACAAUGAGGGCUACUUCCUGGGGGAGCCCAUCCCCCAGCCCGCCCGCCUGCGCUACGUCACGAGCGACGAGCUUCUGCACAAAUACAGCUCCUACGGCCUCCCCAAGUCGUCCACGCUGGGCGGCCGGGGGCAGCUGCACAGCAGGAAGAGACAGAAGAGCAAGAACUGUAUCAUUUCUUAAUC
Molecule: messenger RNA, 2628 nt
Organism: Eptesicus fuscus (big brown bat)
Lineage: Eukaryota; Metazoa; Chordata; Mammalia; Chiroptera; Vespertilionidae
Gene: PRICKLE2
Product: prickle planar cell polarity protein 2
Exons: 8
Coding region: 95-2626 (843 amino acids)
Molecular function (GO): zinc ion binding
Source: RefSeq, a predicted model, not a curated record